GUUCCGCUGGUUGCGCUCGUAUGCGGCCGACGGAGAGACGCAACGAAGAAGAAUGGUGAAAGUUAGUGCCCUGCCUUUUGGCAGGUGUGCAUGUGGAAGCAUGUAAGCUUGCAGUGCUCCGUUUUGUUUAUAGCAGCUGUGUGGCGGCGGUAUCCACCGAGAUCACAACUUCCUCAUUUUUUUGUCGUGGCGGACGAGUAAAGUGGCCAACGGACGAGCGAGGCAACAAUGUACGACGACGAGCUGGCGAGCGACGCGACUCGGAUACUGCAAGAUCUGAGUCUCUUCGAAGUGCCGUCCAGGGACCAUUUGACGGCGGCGACGCCGAAGCGUACGGACACUUCGGCUGGCGAGGACUUCGAGAAGAAGCGAGAAAUAUACGCUAAUCUGAACAGUAAGUCUUACCCGGACUUUGCACUGGCGGCCGAUCACGACUAUGGACGCAUUCUCUCUCGGGCGGCUACCUCUGCGGGCAGCUACGCUUCGGCGGACGUGCUUGGUAGCCCCCGACGGUAUCUUCCCUCCAGCAGGCGUGCUUUGGGUGCAAUCGAGAGCCUAGCCGACGGCAAAGACCUCCAGGUAUACGCCAGGAUUGACCGCGCUAGCGUAAUUACCGCCUCUAAGUUCGCGACGCCCAAAGCACCUUGCACCGAAGCAGCUAGCGGAGUGCCGCCGCCCGACUAUGCACGGUGGGCUGCUUGCAAAACACGAUUGCCGGAUAGCGCUCAUUCAAGUCCGCGCAGCAGUGUCAGUUCGUCGAGCCGCGACUCUCAGCACUCGAACAGUUCCGCCGGCGCUGCGCCCAUCUACGAGAACGUGGCGGCCCUGCAGAGCCCGCGGUCGUCGCUCAGUUCUCAGGACUCGAAGCCACCGAGCCCGCGGGCCAGCCACUGCGAACCGCCGCCGUAUCCACACGCAAAACCCCCUCCCGAAUAUCCCAUCUACGCCAACCUGGAUGGUUCGUCGCUGCAGCGCAACGGACUGGUCAGGCCGUGUGCUCAGAAGCCGUCAUCGUACGCAUCGAGCGUGCGAUAUUCGACGACCGGCAGCAGCAACAGCCUGUCUUGCUCGUACCCGAUCGGCAGGCAGCAGCAGCAGCAGGUUCUUCGCAGCCAGCCGUGCGAUGCUGGACUCGCAGCGCGCAGCCCCCAGUCCGCCUGUCCGCAAGUGCCGCCGCAGGCGCUCCCGCCGCCGCCCCCUUACCCGGGCUACAAGCCCAACACGCUCAACACCAAGACGCUGCUGCCGUACAACGUGACCCCUCCGCGGCCCAAGGGUCCCACGGAGGCCGAGAAGAAGAUCGAGGCCCUCAUGCGCCAGAUCGAAGACGAGCUCGAGCAAAACCCGCCGGAGGGAGAGUUCUUCGGUAUCUGCCAUACAUGUGGUGAAAAGGUGACGGGUGCUGGCCAGGCCUGUCAAGCAAUGGGCAACCUCUACCACACCAACUGCUUCAUUUGCUGUUCAUGUGGGCGUGCUCUGAGAGGCAAGGCAUUCUAUAAUGUACAUGGCAAGGUAUACUGUGAAGAAGACUACCUGUACUCUGGCUUUCAACAGACUGCAGAGAAAUGUGCUGUUUGUGGACACUUGAUUAUGGAAAUGAUUCUGCAAGCAAUGGGAAAGUCUUACCAUCCUGGCUGUUUUCGCUGUUGCAUAUGCAAUGAAUGCUUGGACGGGGUUCCGUUCACAAUUGACAUGGACAACAAGAUAUAUUGUGUCAACGAUUACCACAAAAUGUUUGCACCGAAGUGUGCGGCUUGUGGGAAGGCAAUUACACCUGUGGAGGGAACAGAUGAAACUGUUCGGGUUGUUUCGAUGGACAAGGAUUUUCAUGUGGACUGCUAUGUUUGUGAGGAGUGCAGCCUGCAGCUGACAGAUGAGCGGGAUAAGCGUUGCUACCCACUGGACGGCCACUUGCUGUGCCAGGGUUGUCAUGUGCGGAGGCUGCAGGCACAGGGCUCUGCUGCUCGAGGGGAGCCACCACCUCAGGGGGCACAAGCACAGAUUGUAUGGAAUGGAGCACAGCUACAUUAGGCCUUGGUAUAUUUCUCUCUCAGGGCUGGUCCUUAAGAGGAACAAAGAAAAACAAAAAAACACAAGAGUUGCCUGAAGAUGGAGGGCACCCUUUUUUUUGCAGCAAGCAGUGCCAAUUCAACAUUCAACUCUUCGAGAAACGUUUUUAUACAUAUAUAUAUAUAUAUAUAAUGUAUAUGCAUAGCACUUCUUCUUUUUUUUAUCUCAGUGAAUGAAAGGUUUGUUGGAGAGACUCGCAAGGACACCUUGUUUAAAUGACCAGUGUGCUGGUUGCCAGCAGCAGAGGGAUGCAUACAUGUGCUAGGUGGCAUGGCUGGAGCAUGUACAUAGCACUUGCACAUAAAGAACAGUGGGCAUGGUGCAUAAAAUGGUAUACUGUAAUAUGCUGGGGGUCCAAAGUGACAGCAGCCACUGUCACGCCUGCAGCCCAUUUUUUCUGUCUUCUUCUUCUUCUCCGGUGUACUUUUUCUUUCUUUUUUUUUUUUAUCCCAAGAAAGGAGCUCUAGAGCACACACAAUUCACUGGCCUACAGGCAAUAUUUUCUGCACACCUGAAGUAUCUGGCUGGGUGAAUGAUAAUCAAGUCACAUGCAGUUCAGAGCAACUUGAAUGCAGCUGCUAGAGUGUGAAUAUUGUGUUGUCUGUACUUACCUUUUAUAUUGCAUAUGCAGUGACUGUCACUUCACUGCCAAAAUUUAGAUAGCCGUUUUUGUAGCACUUCUGGAAAGUGCAUUAUUAUCUUGGAGAUCUUGCGGUCACCUUCCAGUACUUUGGACAUCAAACUUUCUUAGAUGAGUCUUUUCUUUCUUAGCACUUUUAGCAAGCAUUACCUGCGUUCAGCGCUUGUUAGAAGCGCUUGCAUGCAUUAGGAGUGCCGGUGUGCACUUAAAACCGCGAGGAAUUCAGCAGACUGUACUACUGGCUCCCUAGGCAAAAACUGCGAAGACAACAACCUGUAGUGAUGAUGAAGACGUUUCCUGGCCCCUAGGUAAAGUUUAUAAACAAGAUUGUUAGCGCCAGUGAUAGUGUUGUCGCAUAUGUGCCGCUCACUGACAAUGACGUGUAGUUAUUGUAAAGCCGUAUUGAAGUAGUCGGGCGGAUGACGGUCUACUUCAAGUAAUAAAAAAAGGAUUUGGAUUCAUUCAUUUUGCUGUUGUUUGUGAAUUAAACCGUUCAGAUAAUAUGAUCAAAACUUGCUUCUCCAUGGUGUCGAAUUGAUGACAGUAGACUGAGAAAUUUAAUCAAUUCUUACAUCCUGCUCCUUAUUUUUUAUCUUUCUAGAUGUGUGUAUGCAGGCUUCAUAAAGGGGGGAGGGGGUGCUUUUAAUCUCCUUUGGCAGCUGUGCUCAAGUUACACACACAACAUUUGUUUGUUCAUACAGUUACACUUUGUAGUUUUAAGGGACUUUAUAAAGCAGCUUUUCAUUCGUUAUGGUACUGCUCGUCAGCCUGUGCAAGACAGGGUAAAUUGGAGGUCAUUGAGAGAGGCCUUUGUCCUGCAGUGGACAUAGAUGAUUAUGUUUUUUUAUAUAUAUUCUUCCUAAGGGGGCCCUGAAACACCUCUCCAAGUGACCAUGCAAUGACCUCAUUAGUGGAGUAUGCUGCCUUUCGAAUCUUCUAAUCCUUCAAGUAUAAGUAGAUGUAGAGGUUGCUAUUGGACCAAGGCACUGCUUUCUCAUUUGGUGUCCCUCAGCAAGCUGGAAUCUGCACAGGAAGGAUGGCAAGGCCGUAUCCAAAAGUUCCAUUGAUGCCUGCCUUGGCCAUGGGCAUUUUCUCCUUUCUUUCUUUUGAAAGUGCAGACAUUUAUACUUUUCCGUCAUUCAACUCAAAAUUAGCAAUGAUAGUAUUACUGAGAAUGCACUUGCAAUAAAAAAAAUCCACCAUUACCAAUUGGGCCUUUCUGUUCCCAUUUUCUCCAUUGCUGCUGAUGGUGUUGCUAAGGGGCAAGCAAGCAAGCAAUUUUGUACUGUUUAUGACAGGAUAUAGUAAAUUCCCUGCCACACACAGUGCAGUAAUAUUUGGUUCACAUGUCAGCCCUUGAUGAUGAUGAUCGCGAAAUUUACACUCAAAAUUUACGCAGCCACAAAAUUUGCACACAGCAGAAAAAAGGCCGCCAAGCCAAUUGAAUGUAGUACCUCUGGGUUUCUGUACGACAUGGUAUGCAGCCUGCCUAUCCAGAUUUCCUCUGCCUUAUCAAGCCUUCUGGCUGUUUUGGUAAUGUGUGUCGAUAUAGGUUAGGAUGUUGUAGUAUUUCUGUGUACAAUGUUUGGGAUGUUGGCUGUUCGUAAACAGUAGGGGCAUCUUUAAGAAAAAGGGAGAGCUGGGGAAGAAAUGUUUGGGCUUGUCCACCUCCUACUGUCCCUUGGUGUCCUGGGGGGACCCAUAGCAGUUGUUUCCAUGCUGCCUUCUUUUUGGAUUGUAUGAGGAUUUCAUUGGCAAGGGGUGCUCUUUGGCCUUUCAUGUCGUUUCUAUGCACUCCUUGGGAAUCUGUAAGGAUGAAAAUUGAGUUGGAGUGCACAGCAGCGAAGGCAACAGCUGCCUUUUCCGUGGUUAGUGUAUCUUCAUCGCACAGCGAGAUGCUGUCCACCACAUGAUUUUAAUGUACCACUGCCACAGUAUGGACGCUAUAUACCUGACUUGCAACUUCCACAAAGAAUGCCCCAUCUGUUUGCGAAUAGUGGUCAUUUCUGGAUUUUGACCAUGCAGAUCUUCUGGCAUGAUGGUGUUUGGAAUGCAUGUUUCAUGCAUCCAGAACACCAUCACUUUGAUAACUUGUUGAAAACGUGUUUCAAGGUCCUUUUAGCUGCUUUCAUCAAGCAUGCGAAGCCUAUAAUAGCUACAUUUUUCGUUAAAUUGUGUUGCAGGAGCACAUGCAAUGGCUUUGUACUCGCAGACAUCCACGUGCAUUUCACUUAUCCUGCCAGCAUUUUUUUUUAUUCUCUUUAUUGUACAACUUUCAACAAUUAUUUCAAUGAGCAGCUUGUCAUCCGUCAUCAUAUUUUUAUUACGUUUUGUAUGCGCAUGCAGUUGCUUGUGCUCUGAUUUAUAUUGGUAAACUGUCUCAUGCAAGAGAAGGGAAAUUUGUAGAGGUGGAUGUUACAAUAAAAGCAACUGUGCUCUGUCUUAUGCAUUCUUGGUGCCAACCUGCAGUCUGCUAAUGUCUGAAUUUAUAAUGUGCCAUUAGAAUACUCUAUGGCUUAAAAUUUAUGAACAAGUUGUGCAGAAAUGCCAUUGGCCUUUGAUGAAGCAUUCUUAGUGUUUCGACACAGCAACUUUUUUAAGCAUUCCAUGCAACUUAAGUGUGUAGAAAAACCAGUGUAACGCUUAAAAAAGUUACAUUCUAUAGAAGGCUGUCAUCUGCUUCCACUAGAUACUAGUUUCUUGUCUUACACGAUCUACAACAGUUUAAAUGUGAUGUAUCUUGAUCAAAAUAAGGGCCUGCAGAUUAUUGCACAUUCGCAAAACUACAUCAUGCACCUUACUAUCUCAUUUUCACUUGAAUUGCCUUGUGGUCUAAGAUUGCUACACUUGGAGACACUAUUAUGUUGUGUAGGAACCAAGUUUUUCUAUUUUGGGCAUACACAUAUAAAAACUUGGCCACAUUUCAUCUGUGCGCUUGUUUUAUGUUUAGCAUGUGUAGUUUGUGGGAAUGAUUUUUUUUGUUGCUAUCUUUGAUAGAUGUAGAAGUUACUGGAGGUUUGUGUUUAGAAAAGUGCUUGCUUUGGUUGUCUUGUGGGGAUUGCAUCACUUUGUUGUGCCCGGAAUCCCGUGUUUAAGUGUGUGUGACCUUUCGGCUGAUGUUGAUGCACUUAGUGCACUCAUCAACGGUAUGGUAGGAGUUGCAGUAAUAUGGCUGUUUACAUUUCAUGCUAACCAUGCCACAUGUGUAGUUUGCCACUUCAAAUUUUUCUGUGAAUUGUCUGACAGUGCAAGUGCCUGAAGGUCUUGCAAUUGCACACUGCUAGUGAAUUGGCCGCACCAACAUUAAAAGCUAAGCAUGUCAACUUCAGACUUUUUGAAAUACGUAGUCUUUUAUGAGCAAUCACAGCAUUGCAGAUGUGGGGUUUUACUUCUCAGCACAAUGUGGUACUUUUAUUUAAGAGCAUACAUAGCAUAAUGGCGUGGACAGUAUCCAAAGUGAUAUCCCAUUAGUACACUUGGUUUUGCCUUUCUGCAAAUGUUAUUCAUUCUGCUGAUCAUUGUUUUGAUGGCCAAAAAAAUAUACUAUACAUCUUAGCUAGGGUGAACUUCUGACCUAGUACGUUAAAUAUAUAUUCUCAUUGUUUAGCGCAGAAACGUAUGAAAAAAGAAAGGAUGCACACAAGCACUAAACGGCGCUUUUGUUUGUUCGUGUUUGUCCCAAUCUUCAUAAGUUUCUGCGCUAGCCACUGAGAAUAUAAGUACAUGUUGGAGGGCUGUGUUCUCCGUAAAUUUGGCAGUCACUGUAAAGUUGGCAUUCAUAUCUUUGCAUGUGAAUCUUACUGUAUAAGUGCUGUGGCAAUUAGCUUCAUAGUAGGAGUGCAGUGACAGAUUGGCAAUUUUUUCUGUGCAUCUAUAUUUAUAUAUAUGACUACGAGUCGUAGUUUUUUCCUGCGUGGAAAACAGAGCCUUAAAACAAAAUGUGCUGCGUUUUCAAGCUGUCUAGUUUGGGAACAGAAGUUUUAUCUUGUCAUAUUUGUUAGCUAUAAUGUGGACACCUCUGUCCUAAAAAAAAGCACCAUAAAGAUGGAAUUGUGCUUCAUCAGACAGCUGGAAGCACUUCCACAUUGUACAAUUUGUAGAAGUAUCACGUUGUUUUGCACUUUUUCCUGUACAGAUGAAUACAAAUGGACCAUAUUUUUUCUUGUGCAAAUAAGUGGUGAUAUAAAGGUUUUUUUUUUUCAUUUGUACAGUUCAUUGACAAUAAACUUUUGCUAAUUGUC
Molecule: messenger RNA, 6951 nt
Organism: Rhipicephalus sanguineus (brown dog tick)
Lineage: Eukaryota; Metazoa; Arthropoda; Arachnida; Ixodida; Ixodidae
Gene: jub
Product: Wilms tumor protein 1-interacting protein homolog
Exons: 10
Coding region: 229-2031 (600 amino acids)
Biological process (GO): response to hypoxia; cytoskeleton organization; positive regulation of miRNA-mediated gene silencing
Cellular component (GO): adherens junction; transcription regulator complex; nucleus
Molecular function (GO): transcription corepressor activity
Source: RefSeq, a predicted model, not a curated record